Molecule: messenger RNA, 3269 nt
Organism: Thalassophryne amazonica
Lineage: Eukaryota; Metazoa; Chordata; Actinopteri; Batrachoidiformes; Batrachoididae
Gene: kaznb
Product: kazrin, periplakin interacting protein b
Exons: 18
Coding region: 181-2733 (850 amino acids)
Molecular function (GO): protein binding
Source: RefSeq, a predicted model, not a curated record
CCGUCGUGCACGCGCAGUUUUACAUGCUGACAAGCAGGCAGGCACACCUCCUCCCCUUAUCUGUGCGGCAAGCAGCGAGGGGCUGCGUUUCAAUCCUCGGCAGCAGCAGCAGGACGGAUCCAGAAGAGAGCAGAUCAGCCAGCAGCUCCCACAGCUGAAGUGUGUGCCGGCGGGACAGCCAUGGAGGACACUCUCACCUGCAGCCAUGCCACUUUUUCCCAGGUGUUUGGACGCCAGGGGCAGCUUAUGCAAGCCACGGUGCAGUCUCUCAACAGCCUGAAUGACCAAAUCGCACAGUUCAUGGUGACUAGUCCCUGCAGCCUGCCUGAUGAGGAUGAAGUCUUCAUACCAGGAGAGAGGGGCACCUUGAGGAAGUCUAUGACCCUGAUGAGACACCUGCUCAUGGACGCUCAGGGCAAAAUCCUUAAAAUGAUGGAGGACAACAAACAGCUGGCACAGAGGAUUGAUGGGGCCAUCCAGUCCGCCAGUCAGGAAGUGACUAACCUGCGCUCCGAGCUCUCCGCCACCAGCCGCAGGCUGGCGGAGCUGGGUGCCAGCAGUCCCCCCGCUGUGGAAAACCAUGUCCAGCACAACCACCACGAUGACAGCCUGCACUACCGGGACCCCUCCAUUCAUCACCGCCAGAAGACAGUGGUGACGGAUAUGUGCUGCCCGAGAGAGAUAUCCAGUUUGAUGGACUUUGGCACUGCGGAUUGCUCGCUUGGCAAAGUGUUGCUGCACGAGGAGGUGGCCCAGCUUCAGGAGGAGGUCCAGCUGCUGAGGCAAAUGAAGGAGAUGUUGAGUAAAGACCUGGAGGAGACCCAGGGAGGCUGCUCUUCCAACGUGCUCUCUGCCACUGAGCUGCGAGUGCAACUGGGUGACAAGGAGCAGGAGCUGGACCGUGCAAAAGAGGCCUUACAAGCUAUGAAGGCUGACCGUAAGCGCCUAAAGGUGGAAAAAGUGGACUUGGCGAGUCAGAUGCAGCAACUGUACACAACACUGGAGAGCAGAGAGGAGCAGCUGAGAGAAUUCAUACGCAACUAUGACCAACACAGAAAGGAGAGUGAGGAUGCAGUGAAGGUCCUGGCGAAGGAGAAGGACAUGCUGGAAAGGGAAAAGUGGGACCUGAGGAGGCAGACCAAAGAAGCCACGGAGCAGGCCAACCUCUUGCGUUCUCAGAUCGAUAUGAAGGAGAACAGGAUCAAGGAGCUGGAGGCCGAGCUCACCAUGGCCAAACAGUCUCUGGCCACUCUGACUAAAGACGUACCGAAGCGCCACUCGUUGGCCAUGCCCACGGAGCCUGUGAUGAACGGCAGUCAGGAGUGGGUGAUGCAGGCCGAUCUGCCACUCACUGCCGCCAUUCGUCAGAGCCAACAGACGCUCUACCACGGACACACCAUGGACAGACAGGCCGUGGUUAGGAUCAGCCCCUGCCACUCUCGCCAGCCAUCUGUCAUUUCUGAUGCACCUGACGGGGACCGCUCAUCCACACCUAGUGACAUCAACUCACCACGCCACCGGACACACUCCCUCUGCAAUUCUAUGGAGGACCUGGAAGACCAGAAGCGUAAGAAGAAGAAGGAGAAGAUGACUCUUGGAUCACUGUCACGGGUCUUCACUCGGGGAAAGCAGCGCAAAUCUCUGGACCCUGGCCUGUUUGAUGAUACUGACAGCCUCACACAGCAGAGCCUCUCUGACGGGGAGGACCACCUGGACCGCCUGCAGCAGGCAGAGCUGACUCGAAAUAAGUGCAUGUCGCUGUGGAGGGCGGGGGAGGUCCAGGCCUGGCUGGAAGUUGUCAUGGGGAUGCCCAUGUAUAUCCGUGCUUUCUCCGAAAACGUCAAAAGUGGUAAGGUGUUGCUCGGGUUGACAGAUGAGGACAUUGAACUGGGUCUAGGGCUCAGUAACCCAAUUCACAGAAGGAAACUCAGGCUAGCCAUUGAGGAUUACAAGAAAGCUGAAGGUGACCAAGGAUUAUCAAAAGCAUCCGAGAUGGACCAUCACUGGGUUGCAAAGUCAUGGCUGAGUGAUGUAGGGCUCCCUCAAUAUUCCCAACUCUUCCAAACUCAUUUAGUGGAUGGGCGGGUGCUGAACUCUCUCAGCCGCAGAGACCUGGAGAGAUUCCUCAACAUUAGUGACCAGUUUCAUCAGACCAGUUUACUUCUGGCAAUCCAGCUCCUGCAGAUGCUCGGCUUUGAUAAAGAGGCUCUGCAAGCACGACGGGCAAAAUGUGAGCACCAACAUCGAGACCCCAUUGUUUGGACGUGUCACAGGGUAACGAAGUGGAUUACAGAUAUAGAUAUGGAGGAGUUUGCAGACAAUCUGCAGGGUAAAGGCAUUCACGGGGCUCUGAUGACUCUCGACCCGGCCUUUGACACAGAAGCCAUGGCCAAAGUCCUGGGGAUCCCCAGCAACAAGCACAUGCUGCAUCUGCACCUGUUCGAGGAGAUGAAAAGCCUCACUGUCCUUCACAGCAACACAGAGCAGGAAUGUGAGGCUUUUGGCUCGUCUUCACCAGUGGCAAUUAACCGCUUUCCUGAUGACAGAGUGACCAUGAGAAGAUCAGGCAAGAGCCCGCUGAGGUUCCGUGCAAACAGCCACUCUGUGGAGCGUGGGGUGGGUUUCCACGGCAGCUGUGGGUCGCUGCCCAGAGAAGCCAGAGUCCAGGCUGAGGCGCGGACCAAGAGCAGCCCCAUGCACAACUACAAAAGUGUUGAAAUCACCAACGUCUGAAGUGACGUCAGUCUCCACGUUAGCUCACUUUGUCGUAGUCAGUUACCUUGUUGUUGUUAUAUUGUUGUUUACUACUGACAGAGCUGCACUCUGUAUCGCUGACCUGCAAAAGGUCGAGUGAUAAACUGUCUCAAAGAUGAAUCCCACAGAAUUCAAGCAUUUAUGUUUGAUUUCAUUGUUCAAAAUAAAAACAAAACCUGGAACUGCAACAUAUAAUGAAUCAAGUAAUCUACUUAUAGUUUUGUUUUGUGGUUUUUUUCAUCUUAAACUUACAAAUGUUUUAUAUUGUAGGUUUUAUACUGUAGAACAAUGAAGUGAAAUCACAGAUAAAGAUUCUAAAAAAAAAAACAGAUCUAAUACAGUGCUGACUCCUUUAAUGCCUUAUAUGAAUGUGGUAUUUAUGUAUUAUUUUAACAGCACUGUUGUUUAUUGCUCUGUCUCUGGAAUAUAUGUUAACAUGUCAGCUCAGUUGAUGUAAAAUGUGUUGCACAUUCUGUAAGUAAAUGAGGAACUGUGCUCCAAGUCGAGCAAAAAGC